AUGGAUCCAACCCUCCCAGCCUGGGGAACUGAAGUCACAACAGUGAACGGAAGCAACCUCACUCUGCCUACACUCUGUGACCACAUGAGCCUCUCCGUGACUUUUCUUAUCGUCCUCAUUGCCGUGGCUGGGCUGGCAGGAAAUGCCAUCGUGCUGUGGCUUCUGGGCUUCCGGAUGCGCAGGAAUGCCUUCACUGUCUACGUCCUCAACCUGGCUGGGGCUGACUUCCUCUUCCUCUGCUUUCACGUUGCAUAUUCCAUAAAGUGUAUUACUAACUUCCUCCACUCCAUCUCCAUCUACAUCCCUACCUUUUCUAGCAUUGUGUUCACGUUUGCUUACCUUGCAGGUCUGAGCAUGCUCAGUGCAAUCAGUGCUGAGCGCUGUCUGUCUGUCCUGUGGCCCAUCUGGUACCGUUGCCAACGCCCAAGACAGACAUCAACUGUCGUGAGUGCCCUGCUCUGGGCCUUGUCCCUGCUCUUGAGCCUCCUGGAAGGGGAGGAAUGUUGCUUCAGGUUUAAGCGUGUUUAUGAGUUUUGUGAGACAUUUGAUUUCAUCACUACUGCAUGGUUAAUUGUUUUAUUUGUGAUUCUCUUUGGGUCCAGCCUGACCCUACUGGUCAGGAUCUUCUGCAGCUCACAGCGGGUUCCUGUGACCAGGCUGUAUGUGACCAUUACACUCACAGUGCUGGUCUUCCUGCUGUUUGGCCUGCCUUUUGGGAUCCACAAGUUCCUCUUGCAAUGGAUCAUGAAAACAUUAAAAAUUACCCAUGUUGAUUUUGCACAAAUUACAACACUUACGUCCUGUGUUAACAGCUCUGCCAACCCCAUCAUCUACUUCUUUGUUGGCUCCUUUAGGCAUCACAGGUUCCAGGGAGGUACUCUCAAGCUACUUCUUCAGAGAGCCCUGCAGGACACCCCUGAGGAGGAAGAGUGUGGAGAGAGGGGAUCUUCAGGAAAACCUGGGAAACUGGAAACAGUCUACCCAGCAGUUGAGAUCAGAUAG
Molecule: messenger RNA, 1002 nt
Organism: Nannospalax galili (Upper Galilee mountains blind mole rat)
Lineage: Eukaryota; Metazoa; Chordata; Mammalia; Rodentia; Spalacidae
Product: mas-related G-protein coupled receptor member X2-like
Exons: 1
Coding region: 1-1002 (333 amino acids)
Biological process (GO): G protein-coupled receptor signaling pathway
Cellular component (GO): membrane
Molecular function (GO): G protein-coupled receptor activity
Source: RefSeq, a predicted model, not a curated record